AGCAGCCAGCAUUUGUAGUAGCCGUAGCUAUCAUCAGAUUUUGAAAUUGAGUGGAGACAAGUGUUAAUGAUCAUCGAACAUCAAGCUGUAAGCACGUUAUAAUAAUGGGUGAAGUGGAACGAUGCUCUCCUACUAGAGUUUUAUUAACUCAUGAAGAAUUAGUUAAUCUUGACAAAUCCCAAUUACAACAGCAAUGGAUGAAGCAGGAAAACUACAUUAAUUGGCUGGAGUCACAGCUAUCAACUGCUCAGAAUGCAUUGACUCCAGUACGAGAGUUUGAAGAAAAACUUAAACAUUCAAUUUCAUCUGAAUCUGGAAGAAGGGAAAAUUUUCUUUUAAUGCGUUUGAACUCUAAAGAACAAGAAAUUCAAGAUCUAAUAGUCCAAAUUCAAGAACUGAAAUCAUCACAAGCUGGUAACUCAACAUCCUUGAGGUCAUCACUGUUAGAUCCAUCAGUCAAUGUUCUAAUCCAACAUUUGCGUAAAGAGCUUGAUAAAGCUAAAUCAGCAUUUGAAGAAACUCAAAAUGAACUGAGCGCAUGGAAAUUCACUCCAGACAGGUUUUUCUUUAUAGUAGUCUUAUUCUAUCUUAAGUUACUAACAGCUCCCCUCUCUAUUCUAAAUUUUAUUGUUGAAAAAACUUAUAGCAAUACUGGGAAACGUUUAAUGGCGAAAUGUAGACUACUUUACCAAGAAAAUGAAGAACUAGGAAGGAUGAUUUCCUCUGGCAGGCUGGCUAAAUUGGAAGGGGAUUUAGCUCUUCAGCGAAACUUCAGUGAGGAGAUGAAGAAAUCUCAAUCAGAAUUAGAUGAAUUCUUAUUGGAAUUGGAUGAAGAUGUUGAAGGUAUGCAAUCAACUAUUUAUUUUCUACAGCAACAGUUGCGCCAAACACGGGACCAACUAUCUGAAGCUCAAAAAGAAAAUGAACUUCUUCGUAAUACCAGCACAAACACGGCCAACACAGGCGCAGAUGAAGAAAAAUCCCCGGUAAACUCUUCUCAAUCGGAAAAUCAGUUAAACGAAAGGAUGUGCGAACCUUCUUAUUUGCAGUCGAACUCUUCUCAUCUUAUGAAUGAUAGUGAUCGGUGUAAUGGCCCUCUUCAGCCAUCUUUUCACAAUGACUAACUAUUACUUUAAACUUAUCUUUCGUAAAACGUCAAACCUGAUUCGAUUACGAGUAGUUGGUUUUAAUUUUCGUGAUGGAUUUUCAUCGUUUAUAUCGGGUUUUGGACAUAUUGUAAUCCAUUAUUUUUUUUUUUGUGAAGACUUGAUUUUUUUAUUGCCAAUUGUAGUGUACGAGUAAGUUAAUACGACGAGUAAAAUUUUCUUCAGAUCAAA
Daphnia pulicaria is the source of this 1337-nucleotide messenger RNA. Its product is annotated as pre-mRNA-splicing regulator WTAP-like. Gene Ontology annotation, cellular component: nucleus. The transcript has 4 exons. The record is from RefSeq and is a predicted model, not a curated record. The coding region runs from base 105 to 1124 and encodes 339 amino acids. NCBI's taxonomy places the organism in Eukaryota, Metazoa, Arthropoda, Branchiopoda, Diplostraca, Daphniidae. Gene Ontology annotation, biological process: regulation of alternative mRNA splicing, via spliceosome.